GGAUAAACACAGAGAAUUAUCACAAAGACGGAAAAGGAAUGUGUCCAGCAGUCAUGAGGAGGGAAAAUCCUGUGAGAUUCAGCACAGACCAGAAAGAGAGCAGGGAAACCAGCCAGGGGAAAAAGUGGGUAAAUUAAUUUCUUGUUGGGGAACUCAGAAGGACAUCAAGGAAAGCACAACCCAGCAGGAAAUCCUCAUGGGAAAGAGAAAAAAUACAUUCACUGAGUGUGGGAAAAACUUACAUGACUACUCAGCCCUUUUAAAGCAUCAGAGAAUCCACACAGGGGAGAGGCCCUAUGAAUGCAGUGAGUGUGGGAAAAACUUCACUCGCAGAUCAGGCCUUUUUCUCCAUCAGAGAAUCCACACAGGGGCGAGUCCCUAUGAAUGUCGUGAGUGUGGGAAAUGCUUCACUAAGAGAUCAGCACUUUCUGAACAUCAGAGAAUCCACACAGGGGAGAGACCCUAUGAAUGCAGUGAGUGUGGGAAAAACUUCACUCACAGAACAGGCCUUUUUCUCCAUCAGAGAAUCCACACAGGGGAGAGGCCCUAUGAAUGCAGUGAGUGUGGGAAAACCUUCAACCGCAGUUCUCACCUUAUUAGGCAUCGGAGAAUCCACACAGGGGAGACACCCUAUGAAUGCAGUGAGUGUGGGAAAAACUUCACUCGCAGAUCAGGCCUUUCUGAACAUCAGAGAAUCCACACGGGGGAGAGGCCCUAUGAAUGCCGUGAGUGUGGGAAAUGCUUUGCUAACAACUCAGCCCUUUCUAAACAUCAGAGAAUUCACACACGAGAGAGGCCCUAUGAAAGAACUGAGUGUGGGGAAACCUCUUGUGGGAAAAACUUACGUCACUACUCAGCCCUUAUAAAGCAUCAGAGAAUCCACACAGGUAAGAAACCUUGUGAAUGCAGUGAGUGUGGGAAAACCUUCAAUCGCAUCUCAAACCUUAUUACUCAUCAGAGAAUCCACACAGGGGAGAGGCCCUAUAAAUGCAGUGAGUGUGGGAAAACCUUCAAUCACAGUUCUCACCUUAUUACCCAUCAAAGAAUCCACACAGGGGAGAGACCCUAUGAAUGCAGUGAGUGCGGGAAAACCUUCAAUCACAGUUCACACCUUCUUAGGCAUCAGAGAAUCCACACAGGAGAGAGACCUUAUGAAUGCAGUGAGUGUGGGAAAAGCUUCACUUGCACUUCAGAUCUUUUUCAACAUCAGAGAAUCCACACAGGAGAGAGGCCCUAUGAAUGCAGUGAGUGUGGGAAAAGCUUCACUACCAGCUCAGCCCUUUCUGAACAUCAGAGAAUCCACACAGGCGAAAGACCCUAUAAAUGCAGUGAGUGUGCGGAAAGCUUCCCUAGGAGUUCAGCCCUUUCUGAGCAUCAGAAAAUCCACACCGGUGUGAGACCCUAUGAAUGCACUGAGUGUGGGAAAACCUUCAAUCGCAUCUCAGUCCUUAGUAGGCAUCAGAGAAUCCACACAGGGGAGAGGCCUUAUGAAUGCAGUGAGUGUGGGAAAAACUUCACUCACAGAUCAGCCCUUUCUGAACAUCAGAAUAUCCACACCGGUGUGAGACCCUAUGAAUGCACUGAAUGUCAGAAAACCUUCAAUCGCAGCUCGAACCUUAUUAGGCAUCAGACAGUCCACACAGGAGAGAGGCCCUAUAAAUGCAGUGAAUGUGGGAAAAGUUUCACUUGCACUUCAGACCUUUUUCAACAUCAGAGAAUCCACACAGGGGAGAGGCCCUUUGAAUGCAGUGAGUGCGGGAAAACCUUCUCUUGCUUCAAUCGGCGCUCACACCUUAUCAGACAUCAGAGAAUCCACACAGGGGAGCUGCCCUACACGUGCGCUGAGUGUGGGAAAAGCUUCAGGCAGAGCUCUCACCUUAUCAGACAUCAGAGAAUCCACACAGGGGAGACGCCCUACACGUGCGCUGAGUGCGGGAACAGCUUCAGUCAGCGCUCACACCUUAUCACACAUCAGAGAAUCCACACAGGGGAGAUGCCCUACACAUGCCAUGAGUGCGGGGAAAGCUUCAAUUGGCGCUCACACCUUAUCAGACAUCAGAGAAUCCACACAGGAGAGACGCCGUACACGUGCUCUGAGUGCGGGAAAAGCUUCGAUCGGCGCUCAAACCUUAUCACACAUCAGAGAAUCCACACAGGGGAGACACCCUACAUAUGCUCUGAGUGCGGGAAAAGCUUCAGUCAGCGCUCAAACCUUAUCACACAUCAGAGAAUCCACACAGGGGAGACGCCCUACACAUGCGCUGAGUGCGGGAAAAGCUUCAAUCAGCCCUCACACCUUAUCACACAUCGGAGAAUCCACACAGGAGAGACGCCCUACACAUGCUCUGAGUGCGGGAAAAGCUUCAGUCAGCGCUCAAUCCUUAUCAGACAUCAGAUAAUCCACACAGGAGAGAUGCCAUACACAUGCGCUGAGUGCGGGAAAAGCUUCAGUCGGAGCUCACACCUUAUCAGACAUCAGAGAAUCCACACAGGGGAGACGCCCUACACGUGCUCUGAGUGCGGGAAAAGCUUCAGUCAGCGCUCAAACCUUAUCACACAUCAGAGAAUCCACAGAUGAGAGCUACCCUACACAUGCUCUGAGUGUGGGUAAAGUUUAAUUGAGCAUUCUGACUUUGUCAGACAUCGUAGAAUCCACAGUGGAGAGAGACCCUACACAUGCUCUGCAUUUGGGAAAAGCUUCA
Molecule: messenger RNA, 2702 nt
Organism: Mauremys reevesii (Reeves's turtle)
Lineage: Eukaryota; Metazoa; Chordata; Testudines; Geoemydidae
Product: zinc finger protein 850-like
Exons: 3
Coding region: 197-2578 (793 amino acids)
Source: RefSeq, a predicted model, not a curated record